AUGGAUAUCGACACUAAAAUCAAGGCCUACCGCUUCGUUGCCUACUCGGCCGUUGUCUUCUCCGUCAUUGCCGUUUUGUCGGUAUGCAUCACUCUUCCAAUCGUCUACAACUACGUCCAUACCGUUCGUCGUCAACUUCACAACGAGGCAUUGACCUGUAAGGGAUCCAUGAAGGACGUCUGGGCCGAUGUGCACCACCUCCGCGCCGACUCCGCCUCCUCCUCCAACCGUACCGCCCGUGCCGUCCGCUACGGCCGCGACGACUCGGCCGCCGGACCAAACUUCGACUCCGGAUGCGAGGGAUGCUGCCAGCCAGGACCACAAGGAGCACCAGGAGCCCCCGGAAAGCCAGGACGUCCAGGAAAGCCAGGAGCACCAGGAUUCCCAGGAAAUCCAGGAAAGGCACCACAGAAGCCUUGCGAGGAGGUCACACCACCACCAUGCAAGCCAUGCCCACAAGGACCACCAGGAGCACCAGGACUUCCAGGAGAUCAGGGAGAUAAGGGAGAGGCCGGACAGCCAGGACAGCCAGGAACCGACGCCGCGCCAGGAGAGCAAGGACCAAAGGGACCAAAUGGAGCACCAGGAAAGCCAGGAGCACCAGGAGCACCAGGAGACGAGGGACUUCCAGCUGUGUGUGAGCCAGUGCAAAAGGGAGAGCCAGGACAGACCGGAGAGCCAGGACCAGUUGGACCACCAGGACCAUCCGGACAGCCAGGAAACGAUGGAACACCAGGACAACCUGGACCAAAGGGACCACCAGGACCAGACGGAAAGCCAGGAGCCGACGGAAAUCCAGGACAACCAGGACCAGUCGGACCACCAGGAACCCCAGGAGAGCGUGGAAUCUGUCCAAAGUACUGCGCCAUCGACGGAGGAAUCUUCUUCGAGGACGGAACUCGUCGUUAA
Molecule: messenger RNA, 909 nt
Organism: Caenorhabditis briggsae
Lineage: Eukaryota; Metazoa; Nematoda; Chromadorea; Rhabditida; Rhabditidae
Gene: Cbr-dpy-13
Product: Protein CBR-DPY-13
Exons: 3
Coding region: 1-909 (302 amino acids)
Molecular function (GO): structural constituent of cuticle
Source: RefSeq, a predicted model, not a curated record